AUUUUAGGAAUGAAAAGAUACAAAAAUACAAUGUAUAAUUUUAAAAUUGGCGCUACGAUAAACCGUAUAUUUCAUUGGUUGUUAAAUCUCUGCUGGAAUCGGCCAAUCAGGUUAUAUUUUUCUGCUCCUCAUGAUGGACAUAUGUAGGUACACUAAUCUAUUAAAAUAGGUUAGGAUCUUUCCGCUAAGUAAUGUCCGUUAUAUGAUGAGUAUAUUUUUAUUUUGAUAAAUGCCGAUAUUUAAAUAAAAGCAUAUUUAUAUUAUAUUGAAUGUAAUUUUGAUCACAAUUUUAUUCUAUACUAAACACUUAAUCAUUUUUAAGUGACAUGUUGACAUUUCAAAACAUUACCAAAUAAUAUAUUUGAUUAUUAUUUAGUUUUUUUUUUCAAAGUAACAAAAGCAGAAAAUAUUAAUUAAUAUGCAGAAUGCGAGAGAGAUAUUAAAAUGUCGAUCAUUAUUGGGAUCAUCAUGCAAUUGCAUGAUUGAUAAACAACUCAAUAAAUAUUUCAGUGGCAAUGUCAAAAAUAUCUUGGAAAAAGAGAAAAUAAUCCAUCAUUAUCGCAAAUUGCAUCCUUGGAAAUCUCAGGAAAGUUUUUCCAAGUAUUUGUUAAAAAAUGUUUUAUACAACAAAGAUGGAUUGGUUGCAAUAAAUAAACCAUACGGAAUAUCUCCUAAAAUGUCAAAUAUUAUAAACAAAAGGGAUCCUAAUAUUUAUACUAAAGUACUUAAUGGAGUAGAUUAUACUUUAGACAAUAGUAUGGAAUUUAUUGCUAAGGAAUUAGGAUACUCUGAAUUAGUUAUAGUUAAAGCACCAGAAAAAUUUAUGAGUGGUGUAACACUGUUAGCUGCAAAUGAUACGGUACAAAAAGCUAUCAAUUCUUCUUACAUAAAAUCAAUAGGAAAGAAUAUUUUGAAUAAAACAUACUGGAUUAUUACUGUAAGAGUACCAAAUCAAAUAAAAGGAGACGAACAUUUGUGCAUGAGAAAACAGUUUAAUUCGUCUAGAUCCCAAAGCAAGAUUGUCAUAGACGAUAAAUGGAGUAAGAAUGCAGAGAAACGAAGAGCAAUCAAAAUAUUAAAUGUCCAAUUUAAAGUCAUUUCCAAUUCAACAAAAAAUUUAAGUUCUUUAAUCGAAAUAAAAGCAUCGACCAUCAAAUGGCACGCUCUAAGAUUAUACGCUUCGACCAGAUUAUAUGCUCCAAUUUUGGGAGAUAAUUUAUAUGGAUCAAGAAUACAUAACGUCGCAGGCAAAUGGUUAUUGGUAAAUCCUUUUUCAGAAGUAACUAAUUAUUUACCUACCAUUAGUCCUGAAUUAUUAGAAAUUUUAUAUUUAAAUAAAGCUAAGCAAGAACUAAUACCUUGCCAUAUUCAUGCACGAAGUGUAUUUUUACCAAAUAUCUCAGGAAAGGAAUCUCUGACGAUAGAAGCACCUUUAAUAUCACCAUUUGACUGGACUUGCAAACAGUUGCAAUUUAAAAACAUACCUGAAUUAGAAGAAAGUACAAAGUGUAAAGUUUCGUUGCAAGCUUGAUCAUAAUCUUUAUUAAUAUUGUAUAAUAUUAAAUACACAAUGGCAAUAACGUUAAUGACUCAAUACAUGUUUGCCUUUUAA
This is a messenger RNA of Polistes dominula (European paper wasp), 1612 nucleotides long. RefSeq names its product pseudouridylate synthase RPUSD4, mitochondrial. NCBI's taxonomy places the organism in Eukaryota, Metazoa, Arthropoda, Insecta, Hymenoptera, Vespidae. Gene Ontology annotation, molecular function: RNA binding; pseudouridine synthase activity. The record is from RefSeq and is a predicted model, not a curated record. Gene Ontology annotation, biological process: pseudouridine synthesis.